AUGAUCGUUGAGCUACCACACUCUCCCGAUUAUACACAGGCAUACUUCGACAAACGAAUACAUAUACUGAAGUUGUGGAAAAGAAAUUGGAGUCACUGGUGCCACUCAACUUCGACGCCUCAUCCCCCCGCCAUCGCGACCGAAACCGAAGUCCUCGCCGCCACGAAGCAUAUUACGACCCGGGUGGGAGGCAAGAGAGGGCUUGGAGAAAUGGCAGAUGCUCAGAGACCUUCUUCGAGGACACGAGAGUCAGAAGAUACCCUCGCACCACGAAAUCCAUCGAUCGAUCAGACCGCGAAACUAGUGCACGAAGAGUCACCUUUAUUAUCGGCCUCAGAUACGUCUGAAAAUGAUCACGAAUUGAACGAAGACCAAGAGAUAUUAGCAGGCGAUCCGCAACAUGACUACCAGGACACCAAGAGUUUAUGGUACAUGGUACUGUUGACCAUUAGUAUUGGAGGCCUACAACUGGCAUGGUCGGUGGAGUUAUCAAAUGGCACCCCAUUUUUACUAUCAUUGGGAAUGAGCAAGUCAUUAAUGGCUAUGGUGUGGAUAGCAGGACCACUUUCGGGAACCUUGGUACAGCCAUAUGUGGGAAUGCUGAGCGACAAUUGCAGGUCAUCGUGGGGCAAACGAGUGCCGUUUAUGGUUUUUGGAGCGCUUGCAACAAUCAUUUCGCUACUUGGCCUUGCCUGGGUCAGAGAGGUUGUAGGUGGCACGUUGGGAUUGUUUGGAGCAGAUCGAGAGGCACAAGGUGUGAAAACUACCAUCAUUGUGGUAGCGGUGUUUUGGGUGUACAUACUGGAUUUUUCCAUUAACACGGUGCAAGCCGGAAUCAGGGCAUUCAUUCUAGACUGUGCGCCCAGUCACCAACAAGAAGCUGCAAAUGCUAUGGCAAGCCGGAUUGUAGGUGUUGGCAACAUCGUAGGGUACAUUGCUGGGUAUCUUGAACUACCGAAAUACCUGGGAUUUCUCAAUACCCAGUUCAAAGCCCUUUGCGUAAUUGCAUCCAUAUGUUUGGCGAGUACCGUUGCUAUUAGCGUACUUACUGUCAAAGAGCGAGACCCAAGGCUGCAACCAAAGGCAGCCAAAGAUAGCAAGGCUGGCUUGAUACACUUCUUCAGAACCGUCUUCGUAUCCGUCCGUCGACUACCACCUCAAACCCGCAAGGUUUGUGAAGUACAAUUCUUCGCCUGGAUUGGCUUCUUCCCCCAGCUCUUCUACUCUAGCUCCUACAUUGGCGAUAUAUAUGUCCAGCCAUACCUCAUCGAAAAUCCCAACAUGACACCUCAAGAACUAGAACUACUCUACGAGAAAGCCACUCGUGUGGGUACCUUUGCUCUUCUAGUCUACGCCUGCACCUCUCUCACAACCAACAUCUUCCUCCCCUUCUUCAUCGCUCCAUCCUAUGACAAUAAAUCAUCAGCUGCAUCUCAAUACUCCCACAAGAGCUACACAACACGUCUAUCACGCUUUCUCGACCGCCUUGUCAUCCCAUGGCUCACACUCCGCCGUGCCUGGCUAAUCGCCCAUCUCGUUUUCGCGGGAUGUAUGUUCUCCACUCUCAUCGUGCGUAGCAUAGGCGCCGCAACUGCUCUCAUCGGCGUCGUCGGUAUAUCAUGGGCCUUGACCCUAUGGGCACCCUUCGCCAUCAUCAGCGCCGAAGUUUCCAAACGCGAUGCUCUCCGACGCACUCGCAGUGUCAAUUCAUCUGCAAAUGCACCACCUGAAGAUCAAGCCGGCGUGAUCCUUGGCAUUCACAACAUGUCCAUCGCAGCGCCCCAGAUCAUCGCUACGCUAGCGAGUUCCGCCGUCUUUCACUUCAUGCAGAAACCUCGAGGCACCCCGGGAGAUCACUCUUUCGCGGUUGUGCUUGCUGGUGGAGGGCUAAGUACGUUAGUUGCCGCAUUCUUGACAAGUCGAAUCAGGGAUGAGGUUGAGCUUCCGGAGGAGGGCGUGGUGGAGGAAGCGAGGAUUGACGGAGAGAGCGCGAGGAUGUUGGUUCGGCGAGGGAGUAUGAGUGGGUUGGAAUAUUGA
Messenger RNA from Glarea lozoyensis ATCC 20868, 2037 nucleotides. Its product is annotated as MFS general substrate transporter. The transcript has 3 exons. Gene Ontology annotation, cellular component: membrane. The record is from RefSeq and is a predicted model, not a curated record. Bases 1 to 2037 code for a protein of 678 amino acids. Gene Ontology annotation, molecular function: sucrose:proton symporter activity. NCBI's taxonomy places the organism in Eukaryota, Fungi, Ascomycota, Leotiomycetes, Helotiales, Helotiaceae.